AUGGCCGAUAUCAUCUACACCAAGGUCGACGAAGCGCCCGAACUGGCAAGCGCCUCGUUCCUGCCCAUCAUCCGCACCUUCACCAAGGCGGCCAGGCUCACCAUCGGCACCCGGGACAUUUCUCUCGCAGGCCGCAUCCUGGCGAAUUUCCCCGAGUAUCUGACCGACACUCAGAAACAGUCCGAUGCUCUUGCGGAACUUGGCCAGAUGGUGAAGCAGCCGGACGCCAACGUCAUCAAGCUGCCGAACAUCUCCGCUUCCCAGCCUCAGCUGAAUGCAGCGAUCGCCGAACUCCAGUCGCAAGGCUAUAAGCUGCCCGAUUAUCCGUCUGACCCGGCGAACGAGGAAGAAAAGACGAUCAAGUCGAAAUACGACGCCAUCAAGGGCUCCGCAGUGAACCCGGUUCUGCGCGAAGGCAAUUCCGACCGCCGCGCACCCAAGGCGGUCAAGGAAUAUGCCAAGAAGAACCCCCACCGCAUGGGGGCAUGGGCGACAUCUUCAAAAACACAUGUCGCCACGAUGGGUGAAAAUGACUUCCGCUCGAACGAAAAGUCGGUCACGGUCCCGGCCGUUUCCACCGGUGCCGCCAAGAUCGAGUUCGACGCAAAAGGUGGCGACCUGACGGUACUGAAAACAGACUGGCCGCUGGAAGAAGGCGACGUCAUCGACGCGACCUACAUGAGCGUCAAGGCGCUGAAAGCGUUUCUUGAAAAGGAAAUCCAGGACGCCCGGGACCAGGGUGUCCUGUUCUCGCUGCACCUCAAGGCCACCAUGAUGAAGGUCUCCGACCCGAUCCUCUUCGGCCAUUGCGUCAAGGCCUUCCUGAAGGACGUCUUUGAAAAACACGCCGCCACCUUUGCCGAACUCGGUGUCAACCCGGAUCUCGGUGUCGGCGACCUGGAAGCCAAGGUCGCGACGCUGCCGGCGGACAAGCGCGCCGAGGUUGAAGCCGAUAUCAAGGCAGCACUCGACAACGGCCCGGACCUCUACAUGGUGAACUCCGACAAGGGCAUCACCAACCUGCAUGUGUCUUCUGACGUCAUCAUCGACGCUUCCAUGCCGGCGCUGAUCCGCGCCGGUGGCAAGGGCUGGGGCCCGGACGGCAAGGAACAAGACGCCAAAUGCGUCAUUCCAGAUUCCUCCUACGCCGGCGUCUAUUCCGCCGUCAUCGAUUUCUGCCGUGAAAACGGUGCGCUGGAUCCAUCCAAGAUGGGGACAGUGCCGAAUGUCGGCCUGAUGGCCCAGAAGGCCGAGGAAUACGGUUCCCACCCGCAGACCUUCAAGGCGCCUGCCGACGGGACCAUCCGCAUUGUUGAUGAAGCCGGCAACACGCUGAUUUCACACGAAGUCGAGGAAGGUGAUGUCUGGCGCGCGUGCCGCACAAAGGAUGCGCCGAUCCGUGACUGGGUCAAGCUCGGCGUCUCCCGCUCGCGUCUUUCCGGCAUGCCGGGCAUCUUCUGGCUCAACGAGAACCGCGCCCAUGACGCGGAGCUGAUCAAGAAGGUCAACACCUACCUGCCGGAGCACGACACGUCCGGUCUGGACCUGAAAAUCAUGGCUCCGACGGAAGCGGCAAAAUACACCACCGAACGCAUUGCCCGCGGCGAGGACACGAUUGCAAUUACCGGCAACGUCCUGCGCGAUUACCUGACCGACCUUUAUCCGAUCCUGGAAGUCGGCACGUCGGCGAAGAUGCUGUCGAUCGUCCCGCUGAUGAACGGUGGCGGCCUGUUCGAGACCGGUGCCGGUGGCUCCGCUCCCAAGCACGUCCAGCAGCUUCAGGAGGAAAAUUACCUCCGCUGGGAUUCACUCGGUGAAUUCUGUGCCCUUGGCGCGUCGCUCGAACAUCUCGCCAAUGCCAAGGACAACGCCAAGGCACAGGUCCUGGCAGAUGCUCUCGAUACGGCGAUUGAAGGCCUGCUCGACAACGGCAAGUCGCCCGCGCGCCGCGUCGGCGGCCUCGACAACCGGGGCAGCCAUUUCUACAUCGCGCUCUAUUGGGCAAAGGCGCUUGCCGCCCAGGACAAGGACGCGGAGCUGAAGGCUCACUUCACACCGAUUGCCGAGGCGCUUUCCUCCAACGAAGACAAGAUCGUCGGCGAACUCAACAGCGUCCAGGGCUCUUCGGCAGACACCGGCGGCUACUACCACGCGCCGCAGGCGAAGGUCGACGCAGUGAUGCGCCCGAGCGCAACGCUGAACGGCAUUAUCGGCUAA
Molecule: messenger RNA, 2217 nt
Organism: Effrenium voratum
Lineage: Eukaryota; Dinophyceae; Suessiales; Symbiodiniaceae
Source: the annotation of a GenBank genome assembly